GGCGGUCAGUAGGUGUCGCUAUCACGUUGCAACACCAUCUCGGAUGCAAAAACUGGUGAUGGGCGGUGAGGUGUUGCAUAUGAUUGUGUGACUUUGGGGAAAAAUAAACAUAAUCUUCCAUGAACCCUCUGCUCCUGCUACAGCAAAAUUUUGAAGUGCCCAUGCGAACAUGCAGAGGUACCUGUGGCCUGGUUAUGAGGUGCAGCUUCUUGGGGGGCUGCAGAGACAACAGAACAGUGCCCAGUUCUGUGACACCCUGCUCCAAACUGAGGGUAUCUCAAUCCCAACCCACAGCUGCGUCCUUGCAGCUCUCAGCCCGUACUUGUCUCAGAAGCUUUCAGCCUCCCCCUCACCUCCAUCUGGACAGAAGCGUCAGCUCCAGCUCCAGACCGUGAAGGCCCAGACUCUGCUCAAGCUGGUUGGUCUGCUUUACUCUGGUGUGCUGGAGGUAAAAGGAAACAAUGAGAAGAGCGAUGUGCUGGCUGCAGCCCACCAGUUUGGAAUCACAGACCUUGUACGAGGACAGAAGGGUGGAGGGCCGAAAGAAGUCCAGGAAAGGAGGCCGAGUCUUGGGAAUUGCAGAGAGAGAUGGGGAAGCCUAAAAAUACAGGAGACACAUGUUGAGGCUGAGGUGGCUGGCACGGGAGAGGAAAAUUCACCAGUCAGAAAGAAAAUCUGUGUGUCUGUUGGCACACAGACAGUAACCAUUGUUGAAAAUUCAGUGGAUUUUGGAAAUCCGGAGCCUGCCUCCUCUGUAGCUCAAAGCCCGGAUGUUUGUGUCACUGUUCCACAUCUCACGCCUCGCCCCACCGUUCCCAGUGAUGGAGAGUCUACAUUUGGCCAAACUUGUGACAGUGUAACGAAUCCCACAUCCACUUCAUCUUUUUCCAUUGACACGGUGCCUUUUCCUACCAUCCGUAAUGAUUCCAGCUCCUCAGAAGCUCAGGACGACUGUUACCAAGAGUCAUCCGAGUCUGGAGACGGCGUCCGCUGGUUGGCCAGAGAAAGGGCAGGAUUGGAGGAUGGAAAAUCAAACGGCACGGCAGCUGAGAAUGAAAGAAAUGCAGAGCAGCCACGACAGGUCUGCAGAGAUGAGAUGAACAAAAAACAAAACUCGAGUGAAAGGAGUCCUUCACAAUGCAGCACAGCGGUGAAAGAUCUAACCAAGAUGAAGGAGAUGAUGGAAGACGCACAGAUAUCCAUCAAGGUGAAGCUGAGGAGAAGAACGACAGGAGAGAUGUGGGAGGUGGUGAAGGUACAAAGCCCAGAUGAGACGUCAGUCCUGACAUCACUGACUCAGCCACAGACAGAUGCUGAGGAACUCGAGCCUCCUCCCUCCCCUGUCCACCCAUGCCCUGUUCAGAAACCAGAGAUCCAGAACCUUCCACCUGCUGUAACCAGCUCUCCCACACAACCAGAACAACACCACAACACCACCUCUGAAUCCCAGUCUUUAUCCACCAGCUGCUUCACCUCAAACCCCAACAGUGAGGUUGAAUCAGCGCCGGCGCCUCAGCCGCAGGGCUCUGUGGACGAGUGUGACGAGCAGAUAGAGAAGCUGUUAGAGGACGUCAUGAUGAGCCUGAACAUCCUGCCCAACUUUGAGGGUAACUGUAAGAAGUUGGAGUCGAGCCACAAUGUUUGCCGAGUCCCAGUUUCACAGGGUGACGCAGCCCAGAGUCGGAUGGAUCCUGUUACCAGUGCAGCAGAGUGUGCUUUCUUCCAGGAUUUGGAGUCACAAAGCAACCAGACGUCAGUGGAUACAGGUAUCCAUUGUUGUUUUGCAGGUCCAAACCAGCCCAAGUUAAUCCAGCAGCAGCAGCCGCCGACUCUCCAGUGCAACUCAGCUGUCAGAUCUUUAUGGCAAAUCGAUGGAUUGAGCUGCCAGGGUUUACCUCCAUUCAAAAGGAAAUAUUCUCUGUAUCCGGAAACACCCACAGGCUCAGUCCUGUCUUCAGCUUUCUUCACCAGAGGCCAGAAACUCCAUUACCCAGCAUUUCAGCCACCAUCCUCACAAGAUGAUCAACACAGUCUCGAGUUUUUACCUCUGCCAAAUGGAAAUGGGACACAAUCUGAACCCACUUUUUCCUCACCUUGCAUGGAUGACUUGCGUCUUCCUCAGCGUCUCUCCCCAUUAGAGCCAAGCACAUCUGCAGCUAAAGGUCAGCCUCUACUCAACAACUCGGCAAACCCCAAACAGGGUGUCCAGCAGCAGCCAUCCUUACGUAGGAGACCCUGGCUCUCGGACAACGCUGGUUUACUGCAGUUUCCCUUUAGCAGCAUCAUUUGCAUGGGUCAUAAAAAUACAUCUCCGUCACCAGAUCCAGAUCACAGCUGUCAGUCAAAGCAAGAGCAGCAGGAGAAGGAUUCACAUCUAAAAAAUGGAGGAACUAGUGCAGAAGGUUGCAAAGGGAAUAGCUUGAAAGAGAGAGGAAAAAAAUCAGCAGCAGAAGUAAAAUCGUACUCCAGGAGGCUGAAGGAGAGUUUCAAAUAUAGACAUGAUGACACUACAGGAGACGGGAGGAAGAGAAGGCGCACAAAUGAUCAACAAGACUCCACCGGUUCUUGUUCUGCGUACAAAGAUUUAAAAGUCAGUGAUGGAACAAAGGAUUGUUCAGUGAGUUUGUCGAGUAACAAUGUGCUAUUGAAGGAAAGAGAAGAGACUAUCAGGUCUUCAAACGCACCAUCUGGUCUUCCAGGGAAACCCAGUAAAAUGUCGCCCGUCAUUGACAAUGGGGGAGAAAAACCCUUUGGCACCAAGCCGUCUCGGAUCAGGACCAGGGCCUUUAUAAAAAAAUCUCAAGAGGCAGCAAAUAACACAACCCCACCUGAAACGCCUUGCAUUUUCAAGCCUGUUGUCAGCAGAGCUCGGCUUGUGAAUCAGGAUGGCGUCUUGCAUGCGAAAAGGAAACGUGGUAGACCCCGAAAAAUAAGACCUGUAGAGGAAUCUUCAGAAAGUGUUCCUGCCAUUGUUGAAAACAAUGAAAAUGGCGACAAUGCGCAGGUUGACAGGAACUUGCCAAAAGAGCAGGAGGAGAAAAAAAUGGAGAAGACGUGCAGAAAACGGAGGAGGAAUGAGAGCGAGGUGGAGGUCAGCCCAGUGAAGAAGACUGCGAGUGUCGAGCACACUGAAAAGGCUGAAGAAAUGAAUGCCUGUGACGUAAAACCUGGGACAGUGAAUCAGCGGCACAUGGUCACUCUGAAGGACAUUCAGAAGCUUAUUAAAUGGCAACACGCACGAAGGAUGAAGUCCAAACAGACCCAGGAAACACAUGAACCUGUAAAAGGCACAGAUGGCAUAUUGAAGAAAGGAGCAGACAUUAAAGACGGGACAAACUCUGAAGAACAUCACAAAGGUUCAAACAUCGCAGUUGAUAAAAAUCACAAUCUUCUUUUGAGCCCGUCUGCAGAGACAAACGGCCGUAUGAGCGAGAAGAGGAGUUUGGAUGGUGAUGAAGACCACCCGGUGUCCUUAGACGUUGUGGAGGAAGAUGAAGCCAAGGUGACAACGGAGAGAGAGCGACCACUGGGAAGACCUGAUGAAGGACAUCGGCCCUCGAGGCCUGGAGUUCCCCACCCCUGGUCUAGGUGGAUGGACUGUGAGAUCAGUGGCCACUCGACUGAGAUGAUGCUGGUCAAAAGCUCACUGCUGGCUGUAGAGGCAGGUGAUCAGUUAUUUAUCAUCGGAAAGUGGAAAUCGGAUACAACAGGGUCUCCAUUCCUCAACGAUGACUGCUCAUCUCACAGUGACACCCUCCUGCCUGAAGAAAACACAGCUUUGGACUUGUUGCACCCCUUGACCGUGAAGAUAACCAGUACAGACAAAAAGGGAAAAGAGGAGGAGGAAGAAGAGGUGGAUGUCCUGGUUUGCUCCCCAGAAAAAGCACCUCAGACCAGAGAGUGUGAGGGGUUCCUCAACAACAUAGACAUGACUCCGAAUGAAGAUGAGGAAGAUGAUGUGAAUGAGAUUGACGUGACUGGAGACGAAGCAGAGUAACGUCAUGUACGUGUGUGUAUUUUUUACCCCGUCCAGUGGUCGGCUCUCACUCUAAUGCUGUCUCUGUUCUGGUUGUAUUUAUGUUCACAUGUCACAUGAAGUUGCGUAUAAAGAUUCAUUUUUACAUUCUUCACUUCAUGUUUGCACCACUUUGGGUUUUCGUUUAGUUCCUUGUGUAUGCGGUUCAAAAAGAUGUUUAAUUUCCAUUAAUAAUAUGCUAAAGAAAAAGUUUACAAUAAGUUUGUUUUGUCAAUUUUAUACAUUUUACAUUUUCAGCGAAAUUGUCAGAUGAAUAGAGGAAAAGGCACUUGAGUGGCCUUCAGUGAUGUCCCUCUGUAUGUUUCCAAUGUGGAAAAGAUCUGUUGUUUUAAGUCUAUAUUUGUAAAAGUGUUUUAUGUACAUCAGUACAUAAUAUAAUUAUGGUUUAUUAAACGUUUUCAUGUGACA
Messenger RNA from Oreochromis niloticus (Nile tilapia), 4444 nucleotides. RefSeq lists its product as uncharacterized. The record is from RefSeq and is a predicted model, not a curated record. Gene Ontology annotation, molecular function: protein binding. The transcript is spliced from 8 exons. Gene Ontology annotation, biological process: positive regulation of transcription elongation by RNA polymerase II. Lineage: Eukaryota; Metazoa; Chordata; Actinopteri; Cichliformes; Cichlidae. The coding region runs from base 170 to 3997 and encodes 1275 amino acids.